Messenger RNA from Arabidopsis arenosa, 1058 nucleotides. NCBI's taxonomy places the organism in Eukaryota, Viridiplantae, Streptophyta, Magnoliopsida, Brassicales, Brassicaceae. The record is from the annotation of a GenBank genome assembly.
AAUUCACCUUAUUGGCUGCAGAGCUUUCUGGAUUCACAAGCUCAGCUUCAGGAAUUGCAUUGGAGCGAGAAGAUCGGAUUCUCGUCGGAUUGAAUUCCACCACUGGAAGCGGAAUCUUCGAAUAUCCGAUGAGAUUCGCGUCUUCUUCCUCAGAUCGUUGAAGAAACAGUUUCUUGCGUCUAGGCUCGUCGGCUUCCUUCGAUUCCGGCGAUGGACGUUUCACGGGGCUGGUAGUUGAGGUGGUUGAAGAGGAGCCGAAAAAUCCGAAGCUGAAGAUGGUGCCAGAUACUUCGUCGACGACUUCAAUCUCUCUCUCUCGACCGCCGCUUUAUCCCUCUCAGUCUCCCUCUCUCUUUUUCCCCCUUUCCUUCGAUUUUGUCAUAAACCCUAAUUUUACUUCUUUAUUUCGUCUUGUUUUUGCUACAGGUUAUCCUAAGAGAUUCAAAUCGAGAAGGGAAAAAAUCUCUGAGCUUCUUUUCUCUUGUAGAGUGAAUCGAUGCAUCAGAUGCGACCAUCUCGAGCUUACGAUUCCUGGGGACGACGAAGAGGGAGAGGCUAAUUUGGGAUGUGGAGUCGCCGGUGAUGAUGGUGUUACGAGGCCAAUCUCGGUGUUGCUCGAAUCCUUGAGAAAGCUUCAAUUGAUGUCUUUGAAUUUGGAUAUUCUUAAGAAACUCAAAGCUUUUGAUGCAGACGCAAGAAGUGAAAAGCUCCAGGACCUUAACAAGAAAAACUCAAAGCUCUUGAUGCAGACGCAAAGUUCCAGUUUGCUAAGAGGAAACUUCAAGCGAGCUACCAACAACAUGAGAACGAUUCAGGCUGGGACAUUGAUGAAUAACUAUGCACAUAUAUUUGAUGCAAAACCUCUAAUAGGUUUGCCUCAGCAGGACCUCUAAAAGGAAUUCUCAGGUCAAGUAUGUUUGAUGCCAAUGAUGGGAUUCAUUGAGCAAGUCCUUUGGCCAAUAUUUUGUUACUGUGAUGAAAUGACAAAUCACGAGCUGAUGAUGGCGGGGAACCACGAUAUCUCGUUUAGGCAGGAGCAAUAUAUGGAAGCUCGACAG